CUGACUUUUCCGGAAGUGCUCUUCUUUUCCCGCAGUGACUUUCCAUGAUUUUUCAAAGCUAAAGAGAUGCCAGUGAAGCACGCCCAGCCCAACCUCAGCCAGUCUCAGGUUUGUGAGCUCAUGAAGAGGCUCUACAAUCUGACAGCUGCAGAAAUGCGCCCACUGCCCAGCUAUGAUGACCAGAAUCUCUACGUGGCUCCCUGUGAGGGUGGAGAGUUCGUCCUAAAGAUCAUGAACUCAGAGCACAGUAAGAACAUCACCAUCAUUGAGGUGCAGACCCAUGCAAUGUCCUUUCUCCACCAAAAUGGACUUCCUGUUCAGACGGCUGUGCCCACCGCCUCAGGACAACUCAUGAGUCUGGAAGAAAUGGGUAUGAAAGGAGCAGACCCCUCUGCUUUUAUCACGGCUUCUAUUAUAAAUAGGCGAAUCAGUUCUAGGGCUUCGGGCAUUGAUCAACUAGCAGGCAAAAAGGAUUUUGUCCGCUGGCAGAUGGAGCACCCUCAUCUCAGCAUCCUUGAGAGGGAGAAUUUCAUCUGGAGCUUGUCAAACGUUUCUCUCUUGAAGGGAUACUUGAAUGUAUUAGAUGGAGAUCCACUUCAGGAGGCUGUGAAAUCUGUCAUUACUCAGUAUGAAGACUAUGUGAUCCCAAAGCGCCCCAAUUUUCGGAAAUGUAUUAAUCAUGGCGACUUUAAUGACCUGAAUGUGCUUGUGCAACCCGAUGACAACCAUGGCUACAAGAUUUCUGGCAUCCUAGACUUUGGUGACAUGAAUAGUGGCUACUACGUCUUCGAACUAGCCAUCACCAUAAUGUACAUGAUGAUUGAGCAUCCGGAUCCCAUCCAGGUCGGUGGGCCUGUCCUCGCCGGCUGGGAAAGUGUCUUCCCCCUCAACCAAGAUGAGAAAGACUGCCUCUAUCUUCUGGUGCUCUCCCGAUUCUGCCAGUCGCUGGUCAUGGCUCGGUAUUCUGUGACUUUGCAUCCAGAAAAUGAAGAGUAUCUCAUGAUUACUUCCAGAAAGGGAGUUAAGAUCCUCCAACGAUUCUGGGAGCUAGGAAAGAAGCAUGUGGAGAAGGUGUGGUUUCAGCAUGCUGCGGAGUUCAAUAAGACAAUGAAUAAAGACGUUAAUUAAUUGAAACCUAAUGUUUAAAAAAUUAAAUAAUAUUAAAGAAAAUCAAAUCAUCAAUAAAAUUGAUGUCAUGCUUUGGUCAUAAUAAUUAUUAAUCAGAAUACCAAUAAAAGGAGGAACAAAUCAGUUGUGUAAAUUGUAUAAUCCAGAUGCCACAUUUCUCUCUUUCAUCUGUAUCUGCUGGUCCUUAAAGCUCAGACUCCAGCUGCAGUCCUCGUCCUGUAAAGCUGUUUCCUAACUUAGAUGUCUUUGCUUCCCAAUCAUCUGCACCUUAAGGCUGCAUCACCCCAGUGAGUUUAAAGGAGUCAUGUCAUUGGAAUUUACCAGAUUUUAAAACAGUGCUACAUAUAAACAUUUCACUGCAGUAAUAAAAGUAAAAGAAACUGUCCAGUUUUAGUGUUUAAUGCAUUUGAAAGGAAUGCUCUGUUUAAUUUCUUUUAAAUGUUUUUGUGACAUAAAGCCUCCAUAUUGCUCUGGAUUUGAAAUGUUAAAGAGCAGACAUUUAAAUUGUGAAAGAGAAAAACUAAUCAAAUCCAUGUGUUUAUGUGAAGAAUUUAUUUUCCUUUUGUAUUUCUCAAUAUGAAAUAGCAAAUGCUGUAAUCACUGCUACAGAAUCGGUCUCAGGAUUAAAAAUCCCUUUAAUGUUUUAUACGCAAAACAAACCACUUUUUUUCUUUUUAGUUAUGUUUGUUCAUGCAAAUUUAUAAGUUCAAUUUAAAGCUUCAAAAGCUCUUAGUAAAGUAGCUAAAACUUAAUUUUUUAUCUUCACAUUUUUCUCGUGUAUGUAUAAGAUGCUUUCUGUUUUUUUCACUGUACUGUAUUUUGACCUACUUUUAAUCUAAAGCAGCUAGAUAUGAAAGAUAAGGUGCCUUAAUAGGAGAUAAAGGUUGACUUCUUAUCUAAGAUCAUCUAUUCAUUAGGUAAAACUUUAAGGUAAAGUUUAACUUCACUCAUUUAACUCUUCCUUUGGACCCUCCUUUGCUGAUUCAGCAAAGCACACAAUUAUCUAGAAAUAAAACAUUUUGUAUCUCUUAGUGGUUUGAGCUCUGUAUUUUUAUGGCUUUUGCACAACAUAGGCAAAAUCAUUUAGUUUACAAGCACAUAGUUACUGAUCUGUAAGAAUGCAGAUUAAUAGUUUUAAAAAUCACAGCCUUCUUUAAAAAAAGAUUGGAUAAAAUGGUAUAAUACUGCCCUCAUGUGGUGGUGUUAGAAUCCUACUGUAACAAGUUCAAAAGUUUUGAUCAUUCAAUUGUUCAUGCCUUAAUUCUUUGUAUUUUUCUCAUAUUACAGCUUGCAAAUAAUAUUAUAAAUAGAAUUCAUUUAGUUAAUUUCUAUAUUCAUAAUAUUUAUAUGAAAUGAGCCUGAAAAUGUGAAGGAUGCAAAGCUAAAUAACUGCGUACCAAAAGUAGAAAUUAUUGUCAGCAAUGGGUGGUGAGGUUGCUCACCACCCAUUGCAGAGACGAGUGAAGCAGAGAUGAGUUCUGAGAGGUUUAAUUGCAGACCAUAGGUAGCAGAGGCAGAAAUCCAACUUAAAAUAUUAAACAAACCAAAACCAUGGAGACAUCAGGGGAAACCGAGUCUGAGGAGCCGGGGAGAGACGAGCUGAGUAGACAAAUACAGCAAUGAGAAGAACCAGCACUGAGUGACUGCAGAGAUGGAGUAUUUGGAGAACAAAACAAAGGAUGGACUAACGAGCUGAAUGAGGAGCAGG
This is a messenger RNA of Cyprinodon variegatus (sheepshead minnow), 2836 nucleotides long. It is a transcript of the gene hykk.2, whose product is annotated as hydroxylysine kinase. The record is from RefSeq and is a predicted model, not a curated record. Lineage: Eukaryota; Metazoa; Chordata; Actinopteri; Cyprinodontiformes; Cyprinodontidae. Gene Ontology annotation, molecular function: amino acid kinase activity. The transcript has 5 exons. Bases 67 to 1128 code for a protein of 353 amino acids.